Messenger RNA from Rotaria sordida, 1152 nucleotides. The record is from the annotation of a GenBank genome assembly. Lineage: Eukaryota; Metazoa; Rotifera; Eurotatoria; Philodinida; Philodinidae.
AUGACAAAUGAAAUAACUAAAACAGUUUUUCUAGCUGGUUGUGGAGGUGGCUAUGAUAUAUUUGGUGGUCUACCACAUUAUUUUAAAAUUAAGUCGUCUGAAAAUUAUGAUGUAACACUUAUCAAUUAUAGUUUCACUAAACGUCAUCUUUUAUCUAAAUACAGUCAACAAUUAACAACAUUACUCUUCCGCGUUGAUCCAAGACUGGACGUGAUAUGGCUGACAGAUGAUGUUUACUUUCCUGAACAACGUCUUGCUAAUGAACUUCAAGUACCUAUUUAUGCAAUCUUAUGUGAUUAUGAUGAAACACGUAUUGAAUUAAUCAUUGAAGCCUAUAAAUAUUUAAUACAAGAACGUACUAUUGAUGAGCUCAUCUUGAUCGAUGGUGGCUCAGAUGUUUUAUUAACAGGCAAUGAAAAACAACUGGGUACUCCCGUUGAAGAUAUGUCACAUGCACGUGCUGUGCACCUUUUGUCUUCAGAUAAGGUUAAAUCAAAAUAUAUUGUAGUCAUCGGUACUAAUCUUGAAGUAGGUCAUGGAGUUCAUAAAUCUGAUAUCGAUACACGAUUAACUGCUCUUUCAUCUCAUGCUAUCUUCACAUGGUUGUGGCAAUAUGAACAUGAUGAUGCUGUUCGUUACUAUGUCGAUAUUUUUACUCGUUGUUGUCCUCGUCAUUCGAUUGUACAUAGCCUCAUCUGCGCUGCAUUGCAAGGUCGAACGGGAUACUAUUUGCCUGAACACUUACGUAGUCGUAUUACUAAAUCAAUCGUUUCAAUUGGUGAAGAGACAUGUGUUUCAACUGGUUAUCAUUUCGAUGAUGUUAUGCGUGAAAAUGUCUACUUUGAACGAUUGACACCUGCAUUGAACUUAAGACAAGUGCACGAUGUUAUUUUGAUCGCUCAAGGUUUAGUGAAUCAAUGUAGUGAAAACGAAGAAUACACUUGUGGUUCAACGUGUAUUGAAACAUGCAACUACAAACCUCAAAUUUGCGUAUUGAUGUGCAGGAGUGAAUAUCAUGAUAUCACACUUCCAAAAGAUUUAGUUGAAACGAAUGAUUUUCCAUGGAUUGAACAUGUAGAUAAAGUAGCAAGAGCACUCGAUGCUUUUUCACCAGAUAGAAAUGGAUGGAUCGACAAGAGUGUUCAUAUAUGA